AUGGCGCCGGUGAGUACCGGGCUGCUGCUGCUGGUGGUGGUGGUGGAGGAGGUGGAGGAGGUGGAGGUGGAGGAGUGGGACCUGCUCAGUACGGCACACUGCCUGGCUAUGGAGGUGGCGGUGGUUUCGGCGCUAUUCCUCACCAUCUUCUUCUGGGUGGGCCUUGUGGCGAUUUCCCGAGAGAUACCGUACGACACCCCCAGUAACUAUAUGCGGCACGCGGGGAAUAGCGGCUUGGCACUGGCGCAGGUCGUACUCACGCGCCUGCCGAUUGUGUCGUACCACUUCACGGCCGUACUGAUGUACCUGACGUCGUACGCCGUAUUCUUAUGGAUUUACGGCGAAGUGGCGGGCAUUUGGCGGUACCGCCUCAACUGGGAGCGAGUCCGGGGAGUUGCGGGGCCUGUAGUGCUGGUGGUGCUGGCGGUGCUGGUGUUCCUGUUUUGCACCAACGUCGCCACCGCCACCGCCACCGCCACCGCCACCAGCACCAACGUCGCCACCGCCACUGCCACCCUUGCUGAGCGGAGGUGCCCCGGCAUUCGAUUUACCCCUCAGGGGGACUGGAGGCAUCCAACCAUGAGGCCGUGUUUCUCUCGUAACUCGGUGGGAAUUUGGGGGGCGCAGGUCUUCGGGUUUCUCGACAACCGGCUGGCCGAGGAGGAGGGGGGGGAAUGUGGCUGA
Molecule: messenger RNA, 684 nt
Organism: Volvox carteri f. nagariensis
Lineage: Eukaryota; Viridiplantae; Chlorophyta; Chlorophyceae; Chlamydomonadales; Volvocaceae
Exons: 6
Coding region: 1-684 (227 amino acids)
Cellular component (GO): membrane
Source: RefSeq, a predicted model, not a curated record